Molecule: messenger RNA, 1815 nt
Organism: Quercus lobata
Lineage: Eukaryota; Viridiplantae; Streptophyta; Magnoliopsida; Fagales; Fagaceae
Product: receptor-like protein EIX1
Exons: 1
Coding region: 1-1815 (604 amino acids)
Molecular function (GO): protein binding
Source: RefSeq, a predicted model, not a curated record
AUGGCCAACAUGAAUACCACCUUUGUACUUCUUCUUAAUCUUCUUUACCUUCUUUUGAUAACCGAAUCUAUUUCACUGGAAGCUGUACCAUCCAAUUCUAUUGCUGUAAAUGCCAACGUGCGUUGCAUUGAGAUAGAGAGAGUAGCCCUUCAAAAAUUCAGAAAAGGUCUUAAGGAUCCAUUCAAUAGGCUUUCUUCUUGGGUGGGUCAAGAUUGUUGCAAUUGGGAAGGCAUAGGUUGUAGCAAUCAAACGAGCAACGUAGUAAAGCUUGAUCUUGGAAGCUCAAAUCUAUGUGAUUUUGAAGGAGGAAGCCAAUAUACUCCUGAUCAGCCUAAUUGUUUGAGUGGUAAGUUAGAUCCUUCUUUACAAAAUCUGAAAUAUUUGAGUUACUUAAACCUAAGCAACAUCAAUUUCCAAGGAUUAUCAUUCCCAUAUUUCCUUGGCUCUCUCAAGAAGCUGACAUUCCUUGACCUUUCCUUUACAAUGUUUUCUGGAGUAGUGUCUCCCAGUCUUGGAAAUUUAACAAAUUUGAGCUAUCUUAAUCUCAUUCCAUCUCAACUUUCUGAAAGAACUCUUUCGGUUUCAAAUAUAUAUUGGCUCACCAAUCUCUCUUCCUUACAAUACUUGAAUUUGCAAAACAUAGACCUUAGCAAAGCUGAAACUCAUUGGCUGCAAGUUGUUAAUAUGCUUCCUUCACUAUCAGAGUUGUAUUUGUCAAGUUGUGGUCUUCAUCAUCUCCCUCAAACUCUUCCAUUUGUGAAUUUAACGUCCCUUUCGGUCCUUGAUCUCUCAAAUAAUGGCUUCAACUCUUCUUCUAUUCCCCCAUGGUUGUUUAAUCUUACUGCCCUCAUUAAUCUCAGGAUCAAUUUAUGUGACCUAAAAGGCCCCAUCCCUAACAUAGCAAGGGCUAGCCUAUGCAAUUUGAAGAAUUUAGAUAUGCCGUUCAAUUUUUUUAUCGGUGGCCCAAUAACUGAAUUUAUCCAAGCAUUAUCCGGAUGUGACAACCAUAGACUAGAACAAUUAAAUUUGGGAUCAAACCAACUUAGUGGUGUUUUGCCUCAUUCCUUGGGGUAUUUUACACAUUUAAGAGAGCUCCAUCUCACCAACAACUCAUUCUCAGGCCCAAUUCCAUCAAGUAUACAACAUUUAUCACGUUUGGAGAUACUAGAGCUCUCUUACAACUUGAUGAAUGGAACCAUCCCAGAAUUUAUUGGACAACUUACUGAGUUGAGCACUUUGGAUCUCUUCAGUAAUUCUUGGGAUGGUACCGUGACUGAAACUCAUUUCCUAAAUCUCAAAAAACUAACUUGGUUUUCCUUGUCAUCAACUAGGAAAUCCUUAGUUCUCAAUGUGACACAUGAUUGGACUCCCCCAUUUAGUCUCCAAAAUGUCCUAAUCAAAGACUGCCAAUUGGGUCCUGCAUUCCCGGCAUGGCUCAAAACUCAGAAGAAUCUUCUUGAGAUCUCCCUUGUAAACUCUUCAAUUUCAGCUAAAAUACCAAAUUGGUUGUGGAAUUUGUCUUCGUUGCCUUUGAAAUUAGAUCUUUCUCAUAACCAAUUGAGGGGAGACCUUCCUAAGUCAUUAUCUUUUGAGUGGGUAGAUCUAAGUUACAAUAAUUUAACUGGUUCACUCCCACUAUGGCCUAGUGUGUCAUAUCUCUCAUUAAGGAAAAACCUUCUUUCUGGACCAUUACCAGUAAACAUCUUCCAACGUAUGAAAAAAUUGGUCACCCUAGAUCUUGCAGGGAACUUUCUAAAUGGUAGUAUCCCCUCAUUGACCAUUGGGCCGACGGGUUUGUGGUUUGUUGAUUUAUAG